CGCGGAGCCGACGCCCACGAUUCUCGCAUCUUCACCGCACUCGACUUCGUCGCAUCUCAUGGUGGGCAGCGACUUUAUGAUGGCCGGCGGCCUGCCGCUCGGGUCACCGUUUCCGCUGCGGUCGAGCUACUUUGAGAGCAGCUCCAGCAAAGGCCGGCUCUCGGCCACCCAAACCGCCAUGUACGAAGCCGAGGCGACGCGCCACCUUGACAUUGCGCUCGCCAACUUGUACGUUGAGCGCGAAAGCACCGAGUCGCGCCACCGGUCGCAGAGCCACCCGCACCUGCCGCGGCCCUUUCGGCACGAAGUGGACGCGCAGGGCUACUCGGUCUACGAGCGCGACGACUCGGUGGUGCGCAUGAAGAAGAAGACGACGAAAGGCGGGUCCAGCGAAAUCAAGUUCACGUGCCGCACCGACAUUGAAGGCGGCCCGCUCGAGAUGAUGGAACUCAUGUACGCCGACGACACGGACUCGCUCCGGCGCUGGGGCCAAAUCUACUUUCCGAGCAUGUUUGUCGACGGCGUCAUGCUGCACGUGCUCAAGCACAGCGACGACGACGACCCGCUGCGCUUCUGCCGCUUCUCGAGUCUCUGCUGGAUGGCGUGGAACACACCGGUACGGUCCGCGAGCCGCCGCGACACGUGCGUGCUCAAGACGACGGGCGCUACGAUGGACAGCGACGGCAACCAGCUCUUCUACAUUCUCUGCAACUCGGUCGACGUGCCCAACUGCCCGCUCCUCGAGAAGCCGUUCGACCUCGUCCGCGCCCACAUCCAAGUCGCCGUUUUCUUUCAGACGUCGCCCACGAAUGGCACGCGCAUGACGACCAUCGGCGUCAUUGAUCCGCAAGGCAGCCUCAGCUUCCCGUCCCGGGCCGUCGAAGCCUUCUCGACCAACCUCCUCAACUCGAUGCACCAGCUCUCGAUCCACCUCGAGUCGUAUCGGAUCUCGCGCCGACCGCUCUGCGACCGUGUCCAAUGGGUCCCCGACAGUGAGCGAAAAGAGUGCUACGCGUGCCACCACUCGUUCGGGCUCUUCCGCGCCCGCCACCACUGCCGAGCGUGCGGCGAGGUCAUGUGCAAGAAGUGCAUGGUGCUGCGCCCGAUCUACGGCACGGAGCUGCUCGAGAUCACCCACCACCACGCGGUCAUUGAAAAGUUCUGCAAGCCGUGCGUGCUCUACGCGCGGUCGUCGACAGCGUCGUCGUCGCAGUGCUCGUCGUCGUCCAAGCGCGCACCCAACGGCACCAACUUGAGCGACUGCUCGACGUACCGGGACUCGAACAACCGACUCUCGUUCUUCUCGCUCGAGACGGAACCGACCUCGGGCGAGUCGCGCUCGAGCACCAACCGCCGCAAGAACCUCACGUCGCCGAGCGAGGACGAAGAGUUCCCCGCCGCGUCGUCGCCGCAGCCCUUCACUGACGCCAACGGCCACAAGACCGCGUACGACCACGGCGCCAAGAUGGACUCCAACACGAUGGCCCACGAGCUGUGGAAGAUGUCGGUCAAGGCGCGCCGCGUCGCCCACGAGACGGCGACGCUGACCAAAGCGACCAUGUCGGCGGCCAACUCGCGCAAUGGCACGCCAGUCGGCACGCCCCGCGCCGAGAUCCGCGACAGCUUUCGCAAGAUGGACCAGACGCUGGCCGAGCAGGCGUUCCUCUUGGAUGCGAUCGAUCGGGCGGCGCGGUCGCGCUACAGCCUCUCGUCGCCUCGGCACGCGGACGACGCGCCGCUGCGCGAGAGCCCGUUUGUGGAAGAAGUCGUCUAACGCAAUCCACCUCUUAUCUAACUAGACUAGACACACAAGUUUAUUGUAAGAAAUAAUUGAACCCCACGCG
Messenger RNA from Saprolegnia parasitica CBS 223.65, 1844 nucleotides. RefSeq lists its product as hypothetical. Gene Ontology annotation, molecular function: metal ion binding. The record is from RefSeq and is a predicted model, not a curated record. Lineage: Eukaryota; Oomycota; Saprolegniomycetes; Saprolegniales; Saprolegniaceae. The coding region runs from base 59 to 1774 and encodes 571 amino acids. The transcript has 4 exons.